AUGGAUCUCAACAGCCUCUCACUCCAGGAGACCCAGAGAUUUUUGGUAACUGUCCUGUGUCUAUGUGCAGUCCAGGUCAUGGACGGGUUGAGAAGACGUACUAGGGUGCCACAGCCACCAGCACCACGCAGAAAGGACGGCAGGGCAGUGCAGAUUUGGGCUCGGGAGUGGCUGACACAGCGGCAACUAGUCUGCCAAGCCAUUAAUGACAUAUACAAACCAGAAGUGAUGAAGUGCCCCAAGACACCAGAAGGAUGGAAUGACGUAGCAAAACACUUCGCCUCCAAGUGGAACUACUUCAAUUGUGUGGGAGCCCUGGAUGGGAAGCACAUCGCGAUCAAGAAACCCAAAGGUGGAGGAUCACAGUAUUUCAGUUACAAGAAGUUUCACAGCAUCGUCCUCAUGUCCCUCUCCGAUGCAAAGUACAAGUUCCUGCUCGUCGACGUCGGUGCAGGAGGAGGUGCUGGGGAUGGAAGAACCUGGCAGAAGUGCAACCUGGCAAGGGUCAUCCCAAACAACCGAGCAGGACUCUCACAAGACAGAAAUCUGCCCAACGACAAUGAACCCAUCCCCUUCCACAUAGUCACCGACGAAGCUUUCGCUCUCAAUACGUGGUUGAUGAAGCCCUACUCCCACCAAUCACAAGAUCCCACCGAACAAAUAUACAGCUACAGAUUAUCUCGCGCUCGUCGUGUGGUGGAAAACGCAUUGAGCCUGCUACAGAUGAGAUGA
This is a messenger RNA of Macrobrachium nipponense, 732 nucleotides long. Its product is annotated as putative nuclease HARBI1. NCBI's taxonomy places the organism in Eukaryota, Metazoa, Arthropoda, Malacostraca, Decapoda, Palaemonidae. The record is from RefSeq and is a predicted model, not a curated record. The transcript has a single exon. The coding region runs from base 1 to 732 and encodes 243 amino acids.